Messenger RNA from Neltuma alba, 1349 nucleotides. RefSeq names its product thiamine phosphate phosphatase-like protein. The transcript has 4 exons. NCBI's taxonomy places the organism in Eukaryota, Viridiplantae, Streptophyta, Magnoliopsida, Fabales, Fabaceae. The coding region runs from base 78 to 914 and encodes 278 amino acids. The record is from RefSeq and is a predicted model, not a curated record. Gene Ontology annotation, molecular function: phosphatase activity.
UACGCAAAAAUUUCUUCAUAACUGUUUGCUGGGGAAUCGCAUUAGGGAGUCGGAGGAGAACCACCUCCGGCGUUAGAAUGGCGGGGAACGUCGUCGUGGUUUUUGACUUUGAUCGGACGAUAAUCGACAAUGACAGUGACAGAUGGGUCGUGACAGAAAUGGGUCUCACGCAGAUUUUCAAUGAGCUUCGCUCGACCCUGCCUUGGACCUCUCUCAUGGAUACGAUGGUGAAAGAGCUCCACGCACGAGGGAUUAGCACGAAGGACAUUGCAGAGUGCCUGAAAAAGGUCUUAUUGCAUCCAAGCAUUAUUGCAGCUAUAAAAGCAGCCCAUGCUUUUGGAUGUGAUUUGUGGAUAAUUAGCGAUGCAAAUAUGUUUUUCAUUGAGACGAUAUUGGAACAUCAUGGUAUAUUAGGGUGCUUUUCCCAAGUCAAUACAAACCCAACUUAUGUGGAUGAAGAGGGACGUCUUCAUAUCAGUCCAUUCCAUAAUUCAAGCAUGGCCCCGCAUAAUUGCCAUCUCUGCCCUUCAAAUAUGUGCAAGGGUUUAGUGAUUGACAAAAUCCGAGGUUCUUUACCUGAGAAAAAGAGGAGAUUGAUCUACGUUGGAGAUGGAGGAGGCGAUUAUUGCCCAACAUUGAGACUGGAGGGAGGUGAUUUUGUGAUGCCAAGGAAGAACUAUCCUCUCUGGAAUCGGAUUUUCAGUAAUAGAGAACAAGUUAACGCACAAGUUCAUGAGUGGAGCAGUGGGGAGGAGUUAGAGGGCAUCCUAUUGAACCUUAUCAAGAAAUUAGCAGUAGACGAUGCUGUCAGCCAUUCUUGUUCGGUGCACUCAUCUGAGUGCGUUGAGAAUGCUCAGUUCCUGAGUGAAGAUGCAUUCUCUCCGACUCUUCAUGUGCCCCUCCAGCAACUUUAAAGAUUCAUUCUUGUUAGUUGAAGGCUGUUUACGCUUCUAACAGGAUAUACUAGUCACUUCUGGAUUGGAAAAGUGCAUGCAUUGCUAUUCUUGGGGGUGGCUUGUUCUGUAGCAAUACAAUGAAAAUGAAUUCAAGCAUUUCGUUGGGCAGUCAUUGUUUUAUGAUUGGAAUAGACCUCUGCAUGAGGGGCCGACGCAAGGGAUACCUACUUCCACGAGGCCUUCCUAGGCCAGCAUUUUUCUUUAAUUUCUUCCCAGGCUAAUCACGUUGUAGAAAAAUGCAGAUGCGAAGGACAUGAAUGCUUGACAUGUAUGAUGCAUGAAAUUUGAAAGUGAGGUGCUGCACAGCCAUCCAUUGGCGCCUUUGCUAUUUACUUGAAGACGGUUUUCUUGUACUACUUCCUCCUGUGCUUAAUAUAAAAGUUAGUUGACUAA